AUGGCGCCACCCCCCUGCAUUGACUCCAUCAAUAUUCAGAGGUCUAUUGAUCUCCAGCUGGAGCGUACGGGAGAGCUCCUUCGUCACCCAGUGACUGCACUUCAUUGUGUCUCAGUGUUGGCAGGUGAACCGGAUGAAAUAUGCUACAAUAGACUGGGCUGUUUCCCCCUUGGAUACCCAUGGACAGGGAUCAAGGAAAGACCCGUUACCAGGGACCCCUGGAGCCCUGAGACAAUCAGCACCCGUUUCCUGCUCUACACCAGGCAGAACCCUGACAACUUUCAGGAAAUCAGCGGGACACAUCCGCAGACAGUCGCUGUCUCUAACUUCAACACCGAUCAGAAGAGUGUCCUGAUCAUCCACGGACAUCUGGAAAACGGAGAUUCCCAAUGGAUCGUGGAUCUGUGCAAGACUAUUCUACAAGUGGACGGUGUCAACUGCAUAGGUGUGGACUGGAUGGGUGGCUCCCAAUGUGCGUUUAGCCAGGCUGCACAGAACGUCCGCGUGGUGGGAGCGGAAAUUGCAUUCUUCCUCGAUGCACUGGAGAGCAACUACAAUUACACCUUGCCAGAUGUAUACCUGGUGGGGCAUGGACUGGGUGCCCACGCCGCUGGUGAGGUAGGACGCAGGAAGCCAGGGAUAUCCCGGAUUACAGGCCUCGAUCCCGUUGCCCCAUACUUCCAGAACACCCCUCUCGAGGUGAGGUUGGAUCCCACUGAUGCACUGUUCGUUGAUGUGAUUCACACGGAUGGUUCCUUGAAGAACCCCAGCAAAGGGUUUGGAAUGACCUAUCCUUGUGGUCACGUGGACUUCUACCCAAAUGGUGGCGACAACAUGCCAGGCUGCUCGAAGAAUCUCAUCUCAACCAUCCUGGAUGUGGACGGGAUCUGGGAAGGCACAAAGAAUUUUCUGUCCUGCAACCAUUUCCGCGCUGUGAAGUAUUUCACAGAGAGUGUGGGAUCACCAGACGGGUUUGAGGGCUUUUCCUGCGCCGGUGAACGGGAAUUUCAGGCAGGGGACUGUUUCGUGUGCCCCUCUGAAGGCUGCCCCAACAUGGGCUAUGACAUUGGGAAGUAUCGUCCUGCCCCAGGACUGCUGCACCAAACCUUCCAACUCAACACGGGCGAGUCCAGUCCUUUUGCACUCUGGCGUUACGAGGUGUCGGUGAAACUCUCCGGUUCACAUUCAGUGUCCGGUUUCAUUAACGUUGCCGUGUAUGGCACUAAAGGAAACUCCCGGCAGCACAGGGUCACAAGUGUGAUUCCCAGAACUAAACUCCAUCCUGGCACCACGUACACAUCCGUAAUUGAUGUGGAGCUCGACGUGGGGGACAUUACCAUAGUGAAGUUUAUUUGGGACAACAGCCAGAUAAACAUCUUUCACCCUCAGCUCGGAGCCGAGAACAUCAGCGUGGUACGAGGACGGGACCACGCCAGGAAUCGGAUGGCAAAGCGGAAGAAGCUGUUCCUGAAUAGCUGAGCGUGUGUCUUCAGGCUUCUGUAUCUCCUACCUGAUGGUAACAGUGAGAAAAGGGCAUGCCC
Messenger RNA from Hypanus sabinus (Atlantic stingray), 1541 nucleotides. Its product is annotated as pancreatic triacylglycerol lipase-like. The record is from RefSeq and is a predicted model, not a curated record. The transcript is spliced from 12 exons. Gene Ontology annotation, molecular function: triacylglycerol lipase activity; protein binding. Gene Ontology annotation, biological process: lipid metabolic process. NCBI's taxonomy places the organism in Eukaryota, Metazoa, Chordata, Chondrichthyes, Myliobatiformes, Dasyatidae. Bases 1 to 1479 code for a protein of 492 amino acids.